Thyridium curvatum is the source of this 789-nucleotide messenger RNA. RefSeq lists its product as uncharacterized. Bases 1 to 789 code for a protein of 262 amino acids. Lineage: Eukaryota; Fungi; Ascomycota; Sordariomycetes; Thyridiales; Thyridiaceae. The record is from RefSeq and is a predicted model, not a curated record. Gene Ontology annotation, biological process: thiamine diphosphate biosynthetic process; thiamine metabolic process. Gene Ontology annotation, molecular function: thiamine binding; thiamine diphosphokinase activity; ATP binding. The transcript is spliced from 3 exons.
AUGCCUAGUGAGCAAACCGGCCCUAUCGACUGGUUCCCGGCCUCUCUCUUGCAGGAUGAUCCGGAAGAGACCGGCGAUCCUUUCGCUCUAGUCGUCCUCAACCAGCCCCUCCGUGAUCUGACAACCUUGAAGCGGUUAUGGAACAAUGCAACGUACCGUGCUGCAGCGGACGGGGGAGCAAAUCACCUCUACCAACUCAGAGAUAGGGUGCUCGAUAGCGAGAACAACCCAAACCGUCUGGAUGUUGUGAUCGGCGACCUAGACUCGCUGUCGGACGAAGCCAGGGAUUACUUCUCGUCCCUGCCUUCUCCCACGACGGUCAUCCAUGAUCCAGACCAGUAUUCAACAGACUUUACCAAAGCUGUUCGCCACAUCCGCACAACCCAGAAGCCGUCAAGCAUAGUCGCAUUAGGCGGGCUCGGUGGCCGCGUCGACCAGGGACUGAGCCAGCUCCACCACCUCUUCCUCUUCCAGCAGGACGCAGAGUACUCCCAGGGGCGGUUCUAUCUGCUGUCUGACGAGAGCCUCACCUUCGUCCUCAAGACGGGAAAGCACAGGAUACACGUCCGCGGCUCGAGCAGGCAGGUCUUUGGGAAGCACGUGGGCAUCAUCCCGCUGAGGGGCAAGAGCAUCAUCUCGACCAAGGGGCUCGAGUGGGACGUGACCGACUGGACCACUGAGAUUGGCGGGCAGUUGUCUACGAGCAACCACAUCUUGCCAGAGACUUCUGUUGUCGAGGUGGAAACGAAUAAUGAUGUUCUCUUUACAGUGGCACUCCUCCAGAGGUAG